Molecule: messenger RNA, 860 nt
Organism: Saccostrea cuccullata (small rock oyster)
Lineage: Eukaryota; Metazoa; Mollusca; Bivalvia; Ostreida; Ostreidae
Product: NADH-specific methylglyoxal reductase-like
Exons: 5
Coding region: 1-501 (166 amino acids)
Source: RefSeq, a predicted model, not a curated record
AUGGAGGACAGUAUCGGUUAUAACUUACUCUGGAGGUCGGUGGAGAAUGAAGUGAUCCCCACAUGUCAGAAGUACGGGGUAGGAAUCCUGGCUUACUCCCCUUUACAGCAGGGGCUGCUCUCGGGGAGAUUCCUUAAGGUGGACGACGUUCCCCUCGGACGACGGAGAGGAAAACUCUUCUCUCCUGAGAGUUGUCAUCUAGCAAGGCAUGGACAAGAGGGGGCUGAGAAGGAAGUAUUUGAGGCAAUAGCUAAGAUGAGUGAUAUAUGUAAGAAGGCCAAUGUCCCUAUGUCUAAGGCUGCCUUAUCCUGGCUACUGAACCAGCCCAAUGUCCCUGUGGCCAUAGUGGGAGCUAGGACGCCAGAACAAAUGGUGGAGAACUGUGAAAUUAUUGACCUACCUCAGAAUGUCAUUCAGGAGUUGACUGAUGCUACAGAAGCCGUGAAGAAGAAGAUCGGGAAUUCCAUUGACCAGUGGGCUCACCCAGAUCGCUGUGAAUGAUUGGACACUAUAUAUAGUUCAGGACUCACCCCGAUCGCUGUGAAUGAUUGGACACUAUAUAUAGUCCAGGACUCACCCCGAUCGCUGUGAAUGAUUGGACUCUAUAUACAGUCUAGCACUCUAGAAAUUUUUAAUUGUUUUAAAUUUACGCAGCUUAGUUGUAGGUAAUGGGAAUUCUGAAUGGCAUAAAGUUGUAAUGAGCAGUAUUAUUAUCAUCUAAUUGUUAAAUCAUUCAGCAAAUUUAAUAUUUGUGACAGUUUAUUUGCAUUUUUUUUUUUUACAAUAUGCAUGUACACAUUGGAUUGUACACUUAUGCACUUGUACAUGUUAAUGUAGAAAACUAAAUCAUGAUAAAAAUU